Messenger RNA from Ambispora gerdemannii, 1008 nucleotides. NCBI's taxonomy places the organism in Eukaryota, Fungi, Glomeromycota, Glomeromycetes, Archaeosporales, Ambisporaceae. The record is from the annotation of a GenBank genome assembly.
AUGGCAGAAAUAGAUAAUUCUCUCAGUAACUUGUUUGCUUCUGGCGAAGCAUUAUAUAACUCGAUUGAAAACUCGGGUCUUGCGUCUUCUGAUAUAAAAUACCAAGAAGAUGUUCGUCGUGCCUUAGGAUGCUUUUCAAAAAGUGCUUUCUUGGAAAGUCUUAGGAAUCAAACUCUAUCGAUUUGGAAAAUGCGACAAAUUAUAACCAUUGAUUCUGUUCUCAAUAGAUUUUUAUUAGUGGAAGCAUAUCUUGGCAAUCUGACCGUUAAAUUAAUCGAGGGUGAAAGACUUGAUAUAUUGAAAAAAGCAAAGCAAUAUCACGAACAAUUCCUUCGAAAUGUCGAAUUACAUGAGAUCUUAACAAAAGAGGAUAGGAAUUAUAUGGAAGAGCAAAGUAGCGAUUUCACAAAGAAUGCAGCAAAGACGCGUGAAAUCAAGAUCGUUCGCUAUAAGCGAAAAAUUGCCCUAGAAAAAGAAGUCAAAGAAUUAGAAACAUUAGGAGAAAUGAUCGAUGAGAGUACAAGGCGCAAACACGUCCUUAAACUUAUAGAAUUAUUUAUUCAAAAAUCUUUUGAUGAGUUGACCUCAAUAAAACAAGAAACAGAAUUGCUCGAAAAAAUGCAGAUGACGCAAGAUCAGGGUACUGAACAAAAAAAGACGAGUGAACUGUAUCAGGCUGAUUCGCGACUCAAAAAUACCAACGGGCCUUUAUUGUCCAAGGAGGGUCGGCCACUUCAACCAUUCAUAAUUACUAAUCAACGAGAAGCAAUACAGCAACAAGUAUUUCGACCUGGUUGGCGAUUACCCACAAUGACAGUGGAUGAAUAUCUUCAACAGGAAAUGAAUAGGGGCAAUAUAAUAAGUGGAGGAGGUAAAAUACCAGAAAAAAAGGAAAUUGACGACAAUGAUGAAGGUGCAAUCGACGCUGCCACGUAUAAAGCUCGCGAAAUGGAUGAAUUUAAAGAUACAAAUCCACGUGGUUGGGGGAAUCGUAUGGGCAAAGGAUAA